Messenger RNA from Talpa occidentalis (Iberian mole), 4099 nucleotides. It is a transcript of the gene FAM167A, whose product is annotated as family with sequence similarity 167 member A. The transcript has 4 exons. The coding region runs from base 978 to 1676 and encodes 232 amino acids. NCBI's taxonomy places the organism in Eukaryota, Metazoa, Chordata, Mammalia, Eulipotyphla, Talpidae. The record is from RefSeq and is a predicted model, not a curated record.
CGCAGACUGAGCCUCCAGUUCUUCCAGGUGGUCUCUGAAUACGCCAGAAAUUCGCUGUGGGAUCCUGAUCCAAAUGUGGGAGCUGGUAAUGGCCCCCAAAGACUUCCUCCUGGGGCUUAUCCCUUGGGACCCUCAAGGCCCAGGUCAGAGCUGGGUUUCCAAGUCCCCUCCGCUGUGACUGCCCCUCCAAGGGUUCCUGGCGGCCGAGUGGCAUUUCCUCAUUCCGGGAAACCAGCAGAGCCUCGGAGUGUGAGUGAAACUGGGUGGGGAGCGACCAGGAAGCUUCCAGAUCAGGAUCCUUGGCUGGGAGGCCAGUUAGGGCCGUCCCUCCCCCAGCGCCCCAUCGAGUCAAAAGUGACUCCCGUCCCUGGGUCGGUGGCCAGGCUCAGUUCGUGUUCCCUGCUGAGAACCCAGACGGAGGCGGAGCACCCGCUGGUGACAGCGGGAUGACUUUUUCUUCUCCAGCUCCCAGGCCCUUUCUGUUUCUUCUCUGCCCUGCCCCACCUCACGGAAGCCCUUCACCCUGUUGUUUCGAGAGUCGAGAGUCUCACACCGGUUGGCGCACCCACAUAUCUGGAAUACCUGUGUUCACCAGGGAGAAGCAUUUCUUAUGUUUACUGUGCAGAAGGGGGCUUCGCGGGAGAAGCGGAGGGUGGCCGCGUGUGCUAGGGAGGCCCCUGGAGCCGCGCCGGGGCUUGCCCCGAGAACACGGGCCCGCACCGGCCGGCACGUCCCCGGCUGCCAUCCCCGCCGGCCUCUGAUCUGCCGCCGCCAGGGCUCCCCAGUCUUCUUGGCAAAGCUGCCCAGAGAUUCCUGCUCGCGCUUGUCUGUUCCUGCCUUCGGGGAGCCUGGCACCCACGGGGCUCCAGGCGGAGUCUUAAGCCCUGACGUCGGCAGCUGCUCCGGAGGCCUCGUCCGGGACCCCCGGCAGCCGCUCUCUUCCCAGCGAUGCCCUCGGGAGCCUCGGCCCUGGCUGGAUGAGACCAUCCCAGGAGGGACCCGACCCAGCCGCCCACCCCAAGGGCCGCGCCUCCCCCGCCUCCCCCCAUGCCUGGCUGCCCUGCAGAAUGUCCGUGCCCCAGAUCCAAGUGGAAGAGGUGGCGGAUGGGGGCGAGGGGGUGAUGGCGGCAGCCCUGCCUCCUGACGACCACCUCCGGAGCCUGAAGGCCCUCACGGAGAAACUGAGGCUGGAGACCCGCAGGCCCUCCUACCUGGAGUGGCAGGCCAGGCUGGGGGAGCAGACGUGGUCCCUCCCGAGGGUGGCUGCUGAGAAGAGGGGGCAGGAGGAGCCCCUGCUCCCGCCGAGAGGGCCCCCUCCCCCCGAUGGGAGUGCCGGCGGGCCACUGUCCAAGGGCAAGCUGGAAGGCUUCGAGAGCGUCGAUGAGGCUAUAGCCUGGCUCAGGAAGGAACUGGCGGAGAUGCGGCUGCAGGACCAGCAGCUGGCCCGGCAGCUCAUGCGCCUGCGCAGCGACAUCCACCAGCUGAAGAUCGAGCAGACCUGCGACCUGCACCGGAGGAUGCUCAACGACGCCACGUGUGAGCUGCAGGAGCGGGAUGAGCUGUCGGACCUGCUGUGCGAGUCCCCACUGGCCUCCUCCUUCAGCCUGUCCACGCCACUCAGGCUCAUUGGCGUCACCAAGAUGAACAUCAACUCCCGGAGGUUCUCUCUCUGCUGAGAGCCCGGAAGGGGGCCAGAAAGGGGCCAAGGAGCCAGGACAGGGCAGGAGGGCAGGGGUGGGUGGAGCGGCCCUCGGUUGCCCCAGUGCCUCUCUGCAGACCAGGGCUUCCUGCAGCUGGUGAGCUGGGAGCCCCCCAGGCCUUGUAGGCAGGAGCUCCCCCGGGGGGCCUGGUGGUAGAAUCUGGGGUCCCCCGGACUGGUUCUAGCUCAGUUCCCUGAGAGUCUGGAAGGGCCACUCCAUCCAGACUGGGUGAGAGCAGUUCCCCCCAUGAUGCUCUCAGCCACACCCCUGCUUCUGGUAUCAUGGGUGCUGGGAGCUGGGGUCCAGAGGGCCCCCGAACUGUGAUUCUUGUGGAGGCCUUCCAGGGUGUGAUCAGACUGUCAGGGUCCAUUUUGCUCUUGCUGCCCUUCAGGGCUGAGUCCAAUUCACCUGAACAGGUGACCCAGCCAUUGUACAGGGAUCCUGGAGCAGAAAACCAAAAUGCAUGACAAAGUAGAGCUCGGGGGUGCAGGCCCCACUCCAGUGCCCCACGGGCAUGGCCCCGCACCCAGCCCUGGGCGCUGGGUGUGUGAGCACAUGUAACACGUUUCAGACGUGUGCUGGGAUACUUUAGUGCCCUGGGUGGGGCAUGACAUCUGCCCUCUGUGGUGUCCUGGCCACACCUACCAGCCCCAGAGAGCCCCUGGCCACCCCCAGCUGGGCAGCGCCGAGGAGACCCUGUGACCAGCCCCGCAGUCCGUCGUGGGCCUCGGUCCUGGGUGCCCUCGGGGCCAGCAGCAUUACCCACGUCACCAGCUUGUCCACCCCAGGAAGACCAGGGCCCGGAGCUCACCCCGCCCCGGGCCCCGGCUGACUCACUCUGCUUGAGUCAGGCUGGUGCUAAUCUGUAGCUAAUUUGUACAAGAGUUAAGUGUUUGAUUUUUGUCCAAGCGGUGAAGUCAGCUGGGCAGGGCAGGGCAGGGGUUGGGAUGAGAGUUUUCACCUGUGAGGACAGAGCCCCCCACAGUCUGGAAGGUUUGCCUGGUAGGAAGCCAUGGUUGGGGUUCCCGUCGGGCCUGUGGGGGCUCCCCUGUGAGGUCCCGAGUGGCCCCCUUGCUCGGGCGUCAGGACCAGGAGGGGGCAGGGCCUCCGCCAGGGAGCCCAGAGCGAGAGCAUCAGCGAGUUAGGCUGCUGGAGGGUCACCGGUCAGUGAGCCGAACCCCACUGUGGUCCUGACGCUUUGCCAGACCCCCUGAUUGCCACCCCCGCCCCUCCCCUGGCCCCUGCACACCUCCCACCUCAGAAUAUGGGGGCCAAAGUCAGCAGUGCCUGACCGUGGGGCCACGGGACCCCCUCACCAGCCACCACCCCACAAAAAUGGGGUGACCUGCCCCUCUGCUUUCCCCAGUCCCUUCCUGUGGGUCACCUGGGGGCUGGGCACAUGUCCACCUGCCGCACUCACCACACACACACACCACUCGUCACCCACGCCACAUUCACAGGACACACCGGCACACUCGUCCCACACUCACCACACGCGCACAAGACUCCGCAGGAGAGGCUGUUUUUCCUUGUGGGCCGGGAGCGGAGCAACCAGGGAACAGCCGUCUCGGGACGGCCAAGACUGUGGGCUUGUCCCGCAGUUCCGGAGCCUCCCCAGAGCCUCCCCAGAGCCAGUCCACCCCUGCUGCUCAUCGCCGCACCGCGAGCUGCACGGGAGCACGGCCUGCGCCCCCAGCCCACCGGGCACCCCAGCCUCCUUGCCGACAGGCCCUGCGGUCAGGGCCCAGCCUGGCCCCCACACCUCAUCACUCCCUCCAGAGACACCCAGGCCACACUGGAAAGCUGCUCUGUACUCUGGAAAUAAUGCCAAAUUGAUGCCUUCUAGAACUCAGUAACUGGACAAGUCAGAUCCCACUAACGCUGAGACAUGAGUCGAGUCCAUUGAAUCAGCGUCAGCUGGCGGUGGGUCGGCCGGCGCCCUCCUUUCUCUGUUCUCGGGAGGACGCUGAGCCCCAGGGUGCGUUUCCAGAUGGGUUGAUGUCUCAGCCAUUCUGCUUCGCCCCUGCCAAGGGCACUUUAUUUGGGGUGUAAGGGAGGAGGUGAGGCAGAGGGUGUUUCCAGCUCGUGCGGGCGCGUCUGCUCCUGGUUUCCAUGUCAGCUCAGGAGAGGCGGGUCCGUGAGUCCCGGCGCCGGCCCAGGGCAGCCGUCCGCUCCUGGGCCUGUCCCGUCUGUCCCCAGGGACCCCGGUGUGGACACGCAUCCCCCGGGCUCGGGAGGUCUGUCCUCCUUGGCCUCGCCAGUGACCAGGGGCCUGUGACACAGCAAUACCAAGUGCUAUUAUUACAUAAUCGACAAUUUAUAAUUUUAUUUUUUAUGAUCAUCUGUUUCUAUAUUGGUGGUAGAAAAGUGAAAUUAAAAUAUUUCAAAAGAAGGUGUCU